This is a messenger RNA of Chiroxiphia lanceolata (lance-tailed manakin), 1186 nucleotides long. Its product is annotated as olfactory receptor 14J1-like. Lineage: Eukaryota; Metazoa; Chordata; Aves; Passeriformes; Pipridae. Gene Ontology annotation, molecular function: olfactory receptor activity; G protein-coupled receptor activity. Gene Ontology annotation, biological process: G protein-coupled receptor signaling pathway. Gene Ontology annotation, cellular component: membrane. The transcript has a single exon. The record is from RefSeq and is a predicted model, not a curated record. Bases 118 to 1077 code for a protein of 319 amino acids.
AGAGAGAGCCUGAGAGUGGGGUGGCUGAGACGGGUAAUGUUUGGCUGCAGAAGCCUGGUCUAACUCAGCACUGACUUUUCCUCCUCAACAGAUCAAAAUACCCUGGGGAAGGAGCAAAUGUCCAACAGCAGCUCCAUGGCCCAGUUCCUCCUCCUGGCAUUGGCAGACAGGCGGGAGCUGCAGCUCCUGCACUUCUGGCUCUUCCUGGCCAUCUCCCUGGCUGCCCUCCUGGCCAACGGCCUCAUCCUCAGCGCCGUAGCCUGCGACCACCACCUGCACACCCCCAUGGGCUUCUUCCUGCUCAACCUCUCCCUCACAGACCUGGGCUGCAUCUGCACCACUGUCCCCAAAGCCAUGCACAAUUCCCUCCAGAACACCACAACCAUCUCCUACAUGGGAUGUGCUGCGCAGGGUUUUUUCUUUCUGUUCUUCAUGUUUGCAGAGUUUUCCCUCCUCACCAUCAUGUGCUACGACCGCUACGUUGCCAUCUGCAAACCCCUGCACUACGGGACCCUCCUGGGCAGCAGAGCUUGUGCCCACAUGGCAGCAGCUGCCUGGGCCACUGGCUUUCUCACUGCUCUGCUGCACACAGCCAAUACAUUUUCCCUGCCCCUGUGCCAGGGCAAUGCCCUGGGCCAGUUCUUCUGUGAAAUCCCCCCCAUCCUCAAACUCUCCUGCUCACACUCAGGCUACCUCAGGGAAAUUGGGUUCAUUGGGGUUACUUGCUGUUUAAUGUUUGGUUGUUUUGUUUUCAUUGUUUUCUCCUAUGUGCAGAUCUUCAGGGCUGUGCUGAGGAUCCCCUCUCAGCAGGGAAGGCACAAAGCCUUUUCCACGUGCCUCCCUCACCUGGCCGUGGUCUCCCUGUUUGUCAGCACUGGCAUAUUUGCCUACCUGAAGCCCCCGUCCAUCUCCUCCCCAUCCCUGGAUCUGGCCCUGUCAGUUCUGUAUUCAGUGGUGCCUCAAGCAGUGAACCCCUUCAUCUACAGCCUGAGAAACCAGGAGCUCAAGGAUGCCCUGAGAAAACUGAUGACUGGAUGCUUUUCAGGAGCAAUAAAGUGCCAGUUUUCUGGUGUGUAGCAUUCAGAAUGGGACUCCUUAAUGGCCCAGCCUUCCUGCUCAGGUUUUUCUUGCAGGUCAUCGGCUACUUCUUGCAAUAAUUUUCUCUGCAAUUAAAUUUUAUUAUGCA